GCGCGUGCAGCGCUCGACUGGCGCGGCCUAGGGGGCGGAGCGUUUGUCGCCGCCGCCGCCGCCGCGGGCCGGGUCCGUGAGGAAGGCCUAGGCCGUCUGCUUCACGGCUUGCCGAGCGUCUGCGCAGCUUCUCCCGCUUCCCGUCCGCUGCGGCCGGGCGAGCGGAGGCCUUCCGGAGCCAUGGAGGACGAGGUGGUUCGCAUUGCCAAGAAGAUGGACAAGAUGGUGCAGAAGAAGAACGCGGCUGGUGCAUUGGAUUUGCUGAAAGAACUUAAGAAUAUUCCCAUGACUCUGGAAUUAUUACAGUCCACGAGAAUUGGAAUGUCUGUCAACGCUAUUCGCAAGCAGAGUACAGAUGAAGAAGUCACAUCUUUAGCCAAAUCGCUUAUCAAAUCCUGGAAAAAAUUAUUAGAUGGACCAUCAACUGAUAAAGACCCUGAAGAAAAGAAAAAAGAACCUGCAAUUUCAUCACAGAAUAGCCCUGAAGCAAGAGAAGAAAGUAGUUCCAGUGGCAAUGUAAGCAGCAGAAAGGAUGAGACAAACGCUCGAGACACUUAUGUUUCAUCUUUUCCUCGGGCACCAAGCACUUCUGAUUCUGUGCGGUUAAAGUGUAGGGAGAUGCUUGCUGCAGCUCUCCGAACAGGAGAUGACUACGUUGCUAUUGGAGCUGAUGAGGAAGAACUGGGAUCCCAGAUUGAGGAAGCUAUAUAUCAAGAAAUAAGGAAUACAGACAUGAAAUACAAAAACAGAGUACGAAGUAGGAUAUCAAAUCUUAAAGAUGCAAAGAAUCCAAAUUUAAGGAAAAAUGUGCUGUGUGGGAAUAUUCCUCCUGACCUGUUUGCUAGAAUGACAGCAGAGGAAAUGGCUAGUGAUGAGCUCAAAGAGAUGAGGAAAAACUUGACCAAAGAAGCCAUCAGAGAACAUCAGAUGGCCAAGACAGGUGGGACCCAGACUGACUUGUUCACGUGUGGCAAAUGUAAAAAGAAGAACUGCACCUACACACAGGUGCAAACUCGUAGUGCUGAUGAACCAAUGACAACAUUUGUCGUAUGUAAUGAAUGUGGAAAUCGGUGGAAGUUCUGUUGAGUUGGAAGAAUCGGCAAGGUAUCUGGACCAUUAAGAAAAAUGGAUUUUGUAAUUAGCUUUAAAAUUAGGCCAGGCAACUCGCUUCCCUGCAAGUGAUAAUUGUAACCAUACACGUCCCAUGGGUUGGUCUUUGUUUUUCUCCUAACAUUCUUCCUUAAAGGCCUUCUGUGGUUUCAGACCAGCUAGGAGACCAUAGAAGAAUUAGAUAAUGUGUUGCGUUUUUUUUUUUUUUAAUUUUUAUAAGUAAGUUGAUGUUACAUUUUAUUAAAUAUUAACCUUUUGAGUCUGGAACACAUAAAAAUUCUGUUGUUCUCCAUUAAAGACAAAUUGCUUUUUCUCAUUGGUAUGUACCUAAAAUAUUAAAGGGAGAGAAAAGGAGUAAUAUAAACGUUAGAGUUACCAAAUAUGAUAUGUAUUCCAGUAGUACUUGACCAGCUUAUCAAAAUUGUGCACACUAUUUGAUCUAGCAUAUGAAUUUGCUCUUAAUUACCAUGCUCACAAAGCCUUGGAUCCCUAGAUCUCUUGCAUCUGUGACUAACUGCAGUGAUCAUUUGUAUUUCUUAUACAUGUAUAUUACUAUUUUUAAUAGAUUUUUCUUUGGGAAUUGACUUGAUUGCAAUCAGUUUGGUUUUAUUUGACUUUGCACUCUAUUUUAGUUUCACCAAACUCUGUUAUAGUUUCCUAGGCUUUCACAAAGCCCCUCACAGGCAUACUUCUGGUGAAUAUUCCAGACAUGCUGGGAAGAAAAUGUCAGCAUCUUAGUAGAGUUCCUGGAGACAGCAUGACUGGACUUGCACUUGGAAAUCUACUGACCAAGGAUUAAGCCUAAGAACUGUGUAAAUCAUUAAGCUGUGCAUAUGGAGAUUGCAAAAAGAAAAAGAAAAAUCUUUUAGUCUGAAUCUUUUGUGCUGACUUUUUUCUUACAUGAUGAUGUUGAGCCAACUGAAAUGUAGGCUAUAGCAAGUAGUUUUACAAUACAUAUUUCACAAUUAAGUUUUACCUUUGUUUAAAUGUGUCCCGCUUGUUUUGCUGGUAAUAAAAAGCAGUGGUUUUCACAUGGUUUUCUUGAUACAGAUGUUCUGAUGCAUAGAGUAAAGGCCACUGUUGCAAAGCUUACAACUUACGUGCUUCUGCAUCUGGCCAGACUUUUAUGUAAAGACCACUGCACAAGCUUUGCACUCUGCUCUGCAGAUUGUUUGACAUAACAUAGAAAACAUUUAAAUGUCCAUGUUAAAGAGGAUUGGUCCAUGGGUAAUUUCUGUCACUUUAAAAAUAAAGUACAUUUUGAAAGAAUUAGUUUAAAAAUAAUAAGGUUAAAAUAGUCCUACUUUUAAGUGAUCCAUUUUAAAAUUUGUAAAUCAAUAAAUUUUUUUUGUUGUUAAACAGGUA
Messenger RNA from Peromyscus californicus insignis, 2475 nucleotides. RefSeq names its product transcription elongation factor A1 (gene Tcea1). The transcript has 10 exons. The coding region runs from base 181 to 1086 and encodes 301 amino acids. Gene Ontology annotation, molecular function: nucleic acid binding; zinc ion binding. Gene Ontology annotation, biological process: transcription elongation by RNA polymerase II; positive regulation of transcription by RNA polymerase II; DNA-templated transcription. The record is from RefSeq and is a predicted model, not a curated record. NCBI's taxonomy places the organism in Eukaryota, Metazoa, Chordata, Mammalia, Rodentia, Cricetidae. Gene Ontology annotation, cellular component: nucleus.